Aspergillus novofumigatus IBT 16806 is the source of this 1700-nucleotide messenger RNA. RefSeq lists its product as uncharacterized. Lineage: Eukaryota; Fungi; Ascomycota; Eurotiomycetes; Eurotiales; Aspergillaceae. The transcript has 4 exons. Bases 80 to 1486 code for a protein of 468 amino acids. The record is from RefSeq and is a predicted model, not a curated record.
UCAUCAUACUACUUCGCCAAGUCUCCCAACACUUUUGUCUUUAUUCCGGUUGACGAUUGAUCGUUUUAUCUUCCAAAACAUGGAGCUGGCCCAGACCCAGCUAGCUCGAGCUGUUCCACCUUUGCGCCGGAACGCUGGGACUUCAAAUCCAUCGAUACACUCCGACCGUCUUGCCCUCACCUUCAUGUCUGAAUGGCGUUCAUUCACGAGAGACGCUUUUCAAGUUUUUCGAGAAGCUGGAAUCACCCACGAAGUCCCAUUUCAUGAUGAGACUGAGCUAUACACAGUCGGAAAUGAACUUGGCGUAUCCGGUAGGUUCGUUCGAAAUCUUUGCGAUCCGGUUAUGAAGGCCCUUGCACCAUUACCGGGUAUGGCUUCAAUCCGAUUCGCCGAUUUCCAAGCAAGCUCCACCUCAGAAGACGUUGUUCCAGAUGUAUGUCUGGGUCUUAUUGCGAUUGACCCCACACCUGAUAAUGUUUAUUUGGUUGGAGAAUUAAAGACACCAUGGACCAUCCCCGAUGCAUAUCUUCAUCUAAACCGACCUACAUCUUAUCGCCUCGAGCCACUGAUAGGACAGCUUGUUGCUCAAAUGCGCACGUGUUCGCUUCGCUUUGGAUUUUUAUCCACCUACAACUCUACGGUUUUCGUCAAACGAGCAGCGGACUGUUCUUUUCUCCUUUCGCCGCCCAUCAAGCACGACACUAUGCAGCCUUCCCUUCGCCAGUUGUUUGCUGGUUUUUGUCUAAUGGCCUUGUCGGAGCCAAAGUACUUUGAAAGUCCGUCAUUUCAGCCAAGAGAUCUACGAGGCCCUCCUCCUCUCCGCGUCUCCGCUCGUCUACUCAGAAAUCCCGACGAACCGCCCCUAUCAUUGACGAACGAAUUAGACUCUGUCACGUCGAAUAGUGUUAUCGUAAACACUGACAGAUCUCCCCCCACAGUGAUCAAUUGCGUUCGCCAGUUAUCAGACCCAACAGUCAAUUCCAAGGCAACCUGGCUAGCCACAAUAAAUGGAACGCCUGUGGUUUUAAAGUGUUGGCAGCUCAAAUAUGAAGAGUUGUUUGAUGCCGAAGCGGCGGUUUAUGACCGUGUUUGGACUCAGCGGCCGGCUGGUGUUCAUAACUUUGCUAAGUGGAUCUUGAGGGGAGAGAUUGUGUGCUCGAGCAUCUUCCCAUCGGGAUAUGUCCUUGUGUUAGAGCAUAGAGACGGGAUGCGACUUGACCGAGUCUGGCAUACUCUAUCCGAGAUCGAACGAGCCCAUGUUCAGUCCCAAUGCCUUAAUGGCAUUCAUGCUUUACGACAAGUGACCGUCCGUCUUGAUGAUGCGGGAAUGCACAAUAUUCUCUAUAGCAGGGAGAGUGGUGUGGUAACUUUGCUUGACUUCGAAAGUGCGCAGGAAGUUGAAAGCCACUCAGUGAUCCCUGCGUAUUACGAGAUGGGUGUCAUGUUUGGUUCUGAUUUUCUGUUGGGACGUCCGUCUGGUGGCUAGUCUUAUGGUUAUGGAUUCGGUGCAUUGCUUCAUGUAUGGACUCUUCUGAACAAUCAGAAGCUCAAAGGCCGAGAUCGCAAUGCUAGAAUGUAGGGCUAGGCCCAAAUGUCUUACGCAGGCGAGCACUUUGGCUUAUAUUGAUAUCCAGCAUGCAAGCAAUCCAAGCCCAGAAUAAUAUAGAGAGAAACAGGAUCCGGGUUGUACAGGAUUCUCG